CUGGGAAGUGUUGUCUUACAGGCUGACCCCACGUGGAUACGCAUUUAAGCAUUCAAGCGAAACGUGUGAGGCCAGCCCAACCUGCAGUGAGGGAGGAGGUGCGAAACCUCGAGCAACCACCAUUCUGUUGACUUCUCGUCCCGCCCCCUUGGGCUUCAGAAAUAAUGCUCAGCUGGUGAUUGGCUUUCCCUUGGCGACACCGCUGCCUGAUGGGCUUGGCCUCGCUUUCACCCCUCCUCUGACACGAGCCUCUCGAGCUUCCGGGCCGGCUGCUCGGUGAUUGGCCGAAGCUGUGAGUGGACGGCCGCGGACUGGCUGCGCUCAUCGGCGGGCUGAGCAACUGGAGCAAGGGGAGCCGCUGGACUAAGAUGGCGGCCGUUGAGGGCCCGGUGGGCGACGGCGACCUGUGGCAGACCUGGCUUCCUAACCAUGUCGUGUUUUUGCGGCUUCGGGAGGGACUGAAAAACCAGAGCCCAGCCGAAGUUGAGAAACCAGCUUCUUCGUCAUUACCUUCAUCGCCGCCGUCGCAGUUGCUGACGAGAAACAUGGUCUUUGGCCUCGGCGGAGAGCUCUUCCUGUGGGACGGAGAAGACAGCUCUUUUUUAGUCGUUCGCCUUCGGGGCCCCAGCGGCGGCGGUGAAGAGCCCGCCCUGUCCCAGUACCAGAGAUUGCUUUGCAUGAAUCCGCCCCUGUUUGAAAUCUAUCAAGUCUUGUUAAGUCCAACACUACAUCAUGUAGCACUUAUAGGAAUAAAAGGACUUAUGGUAUUAGAAUUACCUAAAAGAUGGGGGAAGAAUUCUGAAUUUGAAGGUGGAAAAUCAACAGUGAAUUGUAGAAUUUACUCUCUGCGUGAACCCCAGACACCCACUAAGGUGAUUAUACUUUCAGAAGCCGAAGAGGAAAGUCUAGUACUUAAUAAAGGAAGAGCAUAUACCGCAUCUCUAGGCGAGACAGCAGUUGCAUUUGACUUUGGGCCAUUGGCAGCAGUCCCAAGGAAUAUAUUUGGACAAAAAGGCAAAGAUGAAGUAGUGGCAUACCCACUGUACAUCUUAUAUGAGAAUGGAGAGACUUUUCUAACAUAUGUUAGUCUGUUACACAGCCCUGGAAAUAUUGGAAAGCUGUUGGGUCCGUUGCCCAUGCAUCCUGCGGCUGAAGAUAACUAUGGUUAUGAUGCUUGUGCUAUACUCUGCCUACCUUGUGUCCCCAAUAUCUUAGUGAUUGCUACUGAAUCAGGAAUGCUGUAUCACUGUGUUGUGCUGGAAGGGGAAGAAGAAGAUGACCAAACAUCAGAAAAGUCCUGGGAUUCCAGGAUUGACCUCACUCCUUCUCUGUAUGUGUUUGAAUGUGUUGAGCUGGAGCUUGCUCUGAAACUGGCAUCUGGAGAGGAUGAUCCUUUUGAUUCUGACUUUUCUUGUCCAAUCAAACUUCACAGAGAUCCCAAGUGUCCUUCAAGAUAUCACUGUACUCAUGAAGCUGGUGUACAUAGUGUUGGUCUAACCUGGAUUCAUAAACUUCACAAAUUUCUUGGAUCAGAUGAAGAAGAUAAGGAUAGUUUACAGGAACUCUCUAUGGAACAGAAAUGCUUUGUUGAGCACAUCCUUUGUACAAAGCCAUUGCCAUGCAGGCAGCCAGCUCCAAUUCGAGGAUUUUGGAUUGUCCCUGACAUUCUGGGACCCACGAUGAUCUGCAUCACCAGUACCUAUGAAUGCCUCAUAAGGCCUUUAUUAAGUACAGUGCAUCCAGCGUCUCCUCCUCUGCUUUGUACUCGAGAAGAUGUUGAAGUGGCAGAGUCUCCCCUCCGUAUUCUGGCUGAAACCCCAGAUUCCUUUGAAAAGCAUAUUAGAAGCAUUUUGCAACGUAAUGUUGCCAAUCCAGCAUUUUUGAAAUCUUCUGAAAAGGACAUAGCCCCUCCUCCUGAAGAAUGUCUUCAGCUCAUCAGCAGAGCCACCCAAGUGUUCAGAGAACAGUACAUUCUUAAACAGGACUUGGCAAAGGAGGAGAUUCAACGGAGGGUCAAAUUAUUAUGUGAACAAAAAAAGAAACAACUAGAAGAUCUCAAUUAUUGUCGAGAGGAGAGGAAAAGUCUGCGGGAAAUGGCUGAGCGUUUAGCUGACAAGUAUGAGGAAGCCAAGGAAAAACAAGAGGAUAUCAUGAACAGGAUGAAAAAAGUACUUCACAGUUUUCACUCUCAGCUCCCAGUUCUCUCUGAUAGUGAGCGAGACAUGAAGAAAGAACUACAGCUAAUACCUGAUCAACUUCGGCAUUUGGGCAACGCCAUAAAACAGGUCACUAUGAAAAAAGACUAUCAACAGCGAAAGAUGGAGAAGGUGUUGAGUCUUCAAAAACCCACCAUUACUCUCAGUGCCUACCAGCGAAAGUGCAUUCAGUCCAUCCUGAAGGAAGAGGGUGAACACAUAAAGGAAAUGGUGAAGCAAAUCAAUGAUAUCCGCAAUCAUGUUAACUUCUGACACCACCAGGAGCCGAAUCACACUUGAAGUGAACACCACUGAAGGCUUAAACUCAUAUUGUAAAACAGGUAGCAUUAUCUCAUUUAUAAAAAGGCAUUUUGGAUGACCUUUGGUGUGGUUUUUCAUCUUUUUAAAUAGUUUUAUAUUUAUUCAAUAAAUGCUUUUAUUUAAAA
Molecule: messenger RNA, 2641 nt
Organism: Cebus imitator (Panamanian white-faced capuchin)
Lineage: Eukaryota; Metazoa; Chordata; Mammalia; Primates; Cebidae
Gene: NUP88
Product: nucleoporin 88
Exons: 17
Coding region: 369-2468 (699 amino acids)
Biological process (GO): mRNA export from nucleus; protein import into nucleus; ribosomal large subunit export from nucleus
Cellular component (GO): nuclear pore
Molecular function (GO): structural constituent of nuclear pore
Source: RefSeq, a predicted model, not a curated record